AUGAUGCGCUACGAUGAAGGUGAACUCACAGACCAUAGGCCCUGUGCUGGCGUAAGAGCAGACCUCAAGAUGUGUCUGUUGGAAUCGGACUGUUGUAAAAUAGAAAGAAAGUUGCCCAAAGACUGCUUGAAAGAGAAAAACUGUCCACCUGAAUGUUUGGCAUUACAAAAUACAUUUUUUGAAUGCAAGAGGUCACUUUUGGACAACAGGCAGCGGUUCAGAGGAAGAAAAGGCUAUUAA
Messenger RNA from Macrosiphum euphorbiae (potato aphid), 240 nucleotides. The record is from the annotation of a GenBank genome assembly. NCBI's taxonomy places the organism in Eukaryota, Metazoa, Arthropoda, Insecta, Hemiptera, Aphididae.